UUUGACUACCAUGAUAUAAGGAACUUCAACGCUAUGUACUUCUGCAUCACUUCAAUCAAGAUGAAACCCAGCAUUACUCUUGGUGUUUUGUGUGCACUCUUCUCUAAUGUGGCUGCGUUGACUUGCUAUCAGUGCAUUCCUGAUACCGACCAGAAGUGCACAGAUACUGGAACCUGCAGUGGCCAAUCAUGCGCUAGUAUCACUGUGAACGCAUAUGAAGGUGGUAAACAAGCGGUAGAAGUGAAUUCGAAGAGGUGUUUGCCAUCAGAGAGUUGCACCUCUUGGUCAAUGAACUUCGGAACUGUUAGGACAACAAUGAGCACCAAAUGCUGCAAGACUGACCGAUGCAAUUCUCAGAAAACUUCAGAGCUAAAUCCAAAUACUCUCAAUGGGAAGAAAUGUUUCACCUGUGAGGGAGGCGAUUGCACAAAAAUGAUGUCCUGUUUUGGAAACGAGGACAGGUGUAUUAAAGCAACUGAUACUAAGAACGGGAAGACAACCAUUCUGAAAGGAUGUGCCUCUAGCAAUAUCUGCAUAGGAGACGUGUCAACUCACAUUGGCUCUGAAAUUAUUGACAUACACUGUUGUGAGGGACACCUGUGCAACAGUGGCAAAAGCGUGGGGCGGAGUGUUAUGCUACUGCUUGGGUCUCUUGUCUCUGUCUUGCUCUUCCAUUAAAUGGUCAGUGUUAUGGAUGAUAAUUUCAAAUAAAAUAGAAUAAUGAUUCAUAAUUAAAUUUAUGAAUAAAUGUUUUUGAGAGACACACAUAUACCUGUUGUAAAUCACAAAAUACAUACAUGGAAAAAGUGCAAAAGAAAAAUAAAUUGACAUUUAAUUUGCAUGUUUUCUGUCGCAAUAGACAAAUAACAAUAAACAAUAUUAAACUA
Alosa sapidissima (American shad) is the source of this 887-nucleotide messenger RNA. RefSeq names its product urokinase plasminogen activator surface receptor-like. The transcript is spliced from 5 exons. Bases 34 to 678 code for a protein of 214 amino acids. NCBI's taxonomy places the organism in Eukaryota, Metazoa, Chordata, Actinopteri, Clupeiformes, Clupeidae. The record is from RefSeq and is a predicted model, not a curated record.